Messenger RNA from Aspergillus clavatus NRRL 1, 870 nucleotides. RefSeq names its product DUF1774 domain-containing protein. The coding region runs from base 1 to 870 and encodes 289 amino acids. The record is from RefSeq and is a predicted model, not a curated record. The transcript has 4 exons. Lineage: Eukaryota; Fungi; Ascomycota; Eurotiomycetes; Eurotiales; Aspergillaceae.
AUGGCUAUCUACAACCCCUUUGCUAGACGGGAAUCGCACAGUCGUUCCUCCUUGUCAACGUAUCGUGUUCUCGUUCCCUUGUCAUGGCUUCUCGUCGUCGUACUCGGUAUCUACUACACUGUGAAUUCUCCGCAUGAUGUCAAGCAUGGCCAUAAGAUUUUCAACCAAGGCCAUACGCACAUCACUCCCUUCAGCCUGAACACCACUAUCACCGAGAUAUACUGGGUCCUUCUGCUUCUCACGCAGCUCAGCUAUGUCUACCACCUUUUCUCCAACGACGCCGCCAUCGUCAACGCAGCCGCCAAUGUCGGAACCCACUUCAUCCUGAACAACCUGUUCACCGCUGCCUGGAUUCUGCUGUGGACGCGCGGUCACUUCUGGGGCUCUGAGAUCAUGCUGAUCGCCAACUAUGUCAACCAGCAUGCGGCCUACUGGCGUCACCGCAAUCUCCCGACAUUCGUGCAUCUUUCGGCAGUCGCGGGACCCUACGCCUGGACCCUGAUCGCCCUCUUCUGGAAUGGAGCCGUCGCUGUCAAUAGCAACAGCUUCCCCGCGCGGAUUGUCGCGAACAUCUUUAUCUGGUUGAUCUUCGCUUUCGGCUCCACUCAUAUCAUGGCGACGCAGGACGAUCUUCUGGGCUACUGCUUGACUUUCUUGACACUUGCACUGGCUGUCAAACAACUCGCCAUCAAGGUCAUCGCCCUACAGUGGAUCUUCGCCUUUGUCAUCUUCGCCGUCUUCCUCGUCGAGUCGAUCUACCUCUCCAGCACCAAGUACUACGGUCGCGACUCGCUCUUCUGUAGAAUCGUGGAACCUGAGCCCACUGACCGCGAGAGAGAGCCACUGCUCAACAACGCUGCUAAUGUUUAA